AUGGCGGAUUGCGCGAAAACCGCAUUACAAGAGGCCCGAAUGCAGCUAACCUGUUCCAUCGGCGAGAAACCAAUUGCUGGAGAAAUGCCGAAGGAAGUUCGUAGAGAAAUUAGAGAAGAGAGUGAGGGAAAGGAAGAUGAACUAGAAAGUUUCGGAGAGGAUGCAGCGGAUUUGGAUGUUCUAGACGUAAUGGGGUUCGAAUGCAUGACUCCUGUUCAGGCUGGAGUAAUUCCUUUAUUUAUGCAAAAUAAAGAUGUCGUUGUUGAGGCCGUUACCGGUUCCGGGAAGACUCUAGCGUUUGUUAUUCCUAUUAUCGAAAAGUUGAUGCGCCGUGAAACAUCACAAAAACACUCAAUUGGAGCUCUGAUUAUCUCUCCGACAAGAGAACUUGCACAACAAAUAUCAUCUGUUAUUGAUCUCUUCCUAAGAGAUGGUGCCAUCGUCCUAAAACAUGCUUUAUUUAUCGGUGGCACGUCGGCUCUGCAAGAUGACAUUAAACGAUAUAAAGAGUUGCGACCAGACAUUGUUGUCGGAACUCCCGGACGCUUGGAAGAUCUUGUGGUUGGGCGCGGAUCCUCAAGCGGGAUAAUUAACGCGAAAGAGAUGGAAGUGUUGGUUUUAGAUGAGGCCGAUAGACUGUUGGACAUGGGAUUUACUCAAUCCCUGAGUAAUAUUCUGGCUCAUCUUCCAAAACAAAGGCGCACGGGUUUGUUUUCUGCCACAAUGACUGAUGCGUUGACGGAAAUUGUGAGAGCUGGUUUAAGAAAUCCUGUACAUCUUCAGGCUAAAAUAGAAAACAAUUCCUCAAAAGACGAACAACGGACGCCAAUUACGCUAUCCAUUGGAUACAUCUUGUGCGAACCCCAUCAAAAGCUAUCCCAGUUGUUGCGAUUAUUGAAGAGGGAAACUGUGACAAAGUUUAUAAUAUAUUUUGCCACAUGUGCAUGCGUUGACUAUUUCUUCAAGCUAUUUAAAGGCUUGCCUCAGCUAAAAAAUUUCAAGAUAAAUUCACUACAUGGACAGAUGAAGAGUAAAAAGCGGAUUGCCAACUACAACACAUUUGUAAAUCUUCCGCCUACCUCAAAGGCCAUUUUAUUAUGUACAGACGUGGCUGCACGGGGACUGGAUGUUCCUGAUGUUGAUUUUGUAAUACAAUACGAUCCUCCACAAGACCCGAAAGUUUUCUCUCACCGUUGUGGCCGGACAGCAAGGGCAGGCAGAGGUGGAAAAGCGAUAGUUUUUCUAACGACAGGAAGGGAAGAGGUAUAUGUAGAAUUUUUGAAAAUUCGCAAAAUUCCUCUUCAGAGACAACCAUACUUGCUACCCGAUGGUGCCGUAUAUAAAUUGGAUGAGGAUUUGGAUGAUACAGUUCCCAAAGAAGAUACAGACAACGAGAGACUAAUUGAACAAGUUAGGAAGAUAAUAUUGUCCGAUAGAGACUAUCAUGAUAAGGGCACAAGGGCUUUUGUCUCGUAUGUGAGAGCGUACUCUAAGCAUGAAGCAAAUUAUAUAUUUAGGAUGAAGGAUCUUGAUCUGGGAAAAAUUGCCAAGGGUUUUGCAUUGUUACAGUUGCCAAAGAUGCCUGAACUGAAAGGGAGCAAUAUUGAGUUUGACAAAGUUCCAAUAGAGAUGGCAGAAUAUAAAUAUGCAGACAAAAACCGAGAGACGGCACGAGUAAAGGAACUAGAAAAUCCCCGAGGCAAGAGGAGAAAGUAUGUGCUUGUGUAA
This is a messenger RNA of Paraglomus brasilianum, 1728 nucleotides long. NCBI's taxonomy places the organism in Eukaryota, Fungi, Glomeromycota, Glomeromycetes, Paraglomerales, Paraglomeraceae. The record is from the annotation of a GenBank genome assembly.